CAGAGCGAGAGAGAGAGAGAGAAAGAAGAAAGAGACCUGAAACCGAGGUGCGUGCCCGUUUUCUGAUAACAAAAAAAAAAACAAAAAUGGUGCUGGAGAGAGUGCAAGAUGUUGCAUCUUUGUCAAAGGAAAGCAUCCCGGAAGAGUACAUAAGGUCGGAGGAUGAGCAACCGGGGAGCACGACCGUCCAGGGGGAGGUCCUUGAGGUCCCAACCAUUGAUGUCAGGGACGACCAAGACGAGGAAAAGCUCCUCCAGGCUAUAGUGGAGGCUAGCCAACACUGGGGAAUGUUCCAAGUCGUGAACCAUGAAAUCCCUGCAGAGGUGAUAACAGAGUUGCAGGCUGUUGGGAAGGAAUUCUUUGAGCUCCCACAGGAGGAAAAAGAGGUUUAUGCAAAGCCUCCAGGGUCUCAGUCCGUCGAAGGUUAUGGAACAAUGCUUCAGAAAGAAUUGGGAGGGAAGAAAGGCUGGGUUGACCAUUUGUUCCAUAAAAUAUGGCCUCCUUCUGCCAUUAACUACCACUUCUGGCCUAAGUACCCUCCUUCUUACAGGGAGACAAAUGAGAAAUAUGCAAAGUACCUGCAUGGGGUGGUGGAGAAGCUGUUCAAGAGCCUGUCGUUGGGUUUAGGGCUUGAAGGGCAUGAGCUGAAGGAGGCCGCCGGCGGGGAUGAGUUGGUGUACCUUCUGAAGAUCAACUAUUACCCGCCGUGUCCGCGGCCGGAUCUGGCUCUAGGGGUUGUGGCUCAUACUGACAUGUCCUUCUUCACCAUCCUUGUGCCCAACGAGGUCCAAGGCCUCCAAGCUUUCAAGGAUGGCCAUUGGUAUGAUGUCAAGUACAUCCCCAAUGCCCUCGUUAUCCACAUUGGCGACCAAAUUGAGAUAAUGAGCAAUGGGAAAUACAAGAGUGUGCUGCACAGAACUACAGUUGACAAAGAGAAAACAAGAAUUUCGUGGCCCGUAUUCUUGGAACCUCCAUCGGAGUUUGAGGUAGGGCCUCACCCCAAGCUCCUGAACGAAGACAAUCCUCCUAAAUACAAGACCAAGAAAUACAGUGAUUACGUUUACUGUAAGCUUAACAAGCUUCCCCAGUAGGAGUUUGUGUGUAUAUAUAAAUAUAUAUAUAUAUUAA
Messenger RNA from Juglans regia (Persian walnut), 1128 nucleotides. Its product is annotated as flavonol synthase/flavanone 3-hydroxylase-like. Gene Ontology annotation, biological process: response to light stimulus. Bases 87 to 1091 code for a protein of 334 amino acids. The transcript is spliced from 3 exons. Gene Ontology annotation, molecular function: flavonol synthase activity. NCBI's taxonomy places the organism in Eukaryota, Viridiplantae, Streptophyta, Magnoliopsida, Fagales, Juglandaceae. The record is from RefSeq and is a predicted model, not a curated record.